GUGUGUGUGUGUGUGUGUGUGUGAGUGUGUGUGUUCGCGGAGGAUCCUCCAGAUGGUUGGUUUCUCCUCUUAAGGAGUUUCUCGUGAUGGAUCCGAUCGGCAGAGGCGUGUGAGCGUUCAUGCGUGUGCGUGUUAGUCGUGUUGAUGGCUUCCGUUAUCGUCGCUCUGCUGUUGUUCGUCACUCAAUCCCCUUCGCUCGCCACCGCUGACCCCCCCGCCAACGCCUCGCGCCGCCUGCCCGACAUCAUCAUCAUCGGCGUGAGGAAGGGCGGCACGCGCGCUCUCAUCGAGAUGCUGAGUCUCCACUCGGACAUCGUCGCGGCUCAGAGCGAGGUGCACUUCUUCGACUGGGACAGUCACUACCGGCGCGGCGCGGAUUGGUACGUGUCCCAGAUGCCGCUCGCUCGCUCGGGUCAACUGACGGUGGAGAAAACCCCGGCGUACUUCACCUCCGCCCGCGUUCCUGAGCGCAUCCGACGAAUGAAUCCUGACGCGCGGCUGCUGCUGAUCGUCCGCGAGCCGACCGAGCGACUGCUGUCCGAUUACACGCAGGUCUUCCACAACCGUCUGGAGAAACGCAAGCGGCAGCAGUCGCUCGAGACGCUGCUGAUGCGCGACGGAGAGCUCAACCUGGACUACAAGGCCUUGAACCGCAGUCUGUAUCACGUCCACAUGCGGCGCUGGCUCGACAUGUUUCCCAGGAGCCGCGUUCAUCUGGUGGACGGAGCGGCCCUGAUUAGAAACCCUCUUCCGGAGAUGAAGAAGGUGGAGGAGUUCCUGCAUCUGGAGCCGCAGAUAAACGCCUCCAACUUCUACUUCAACCAGACCAAGGGCUUCUUCUGUCUGCGCGACCGCCGGCGCGAGCGAUGCCUGCACGGCUCUAAAGGUCGCAAGCAUCCGCACGUGGCGCCCGCAAUCCUGUGCAAACUCCACCGCUUCUUUCACGAACCCAACCGGGAGUUCUUCCAGCUGGUCGGAAGAACGUUCGACUGGAAGUGAGAAGCGUGUGAACGAGUCAAAUAAGCUGAAAACACAGAAGGAAUUGCUCCUGAACCAACUGGAACAUCUCGAAUGCCGUAACAUGAAACAACCCGUAAUGUGAUGAGUCUUUUUUCAGAGGUGGAGUGAGCUUUUCUUAUGAUUAAGAGAUUAUG
This is a messenger RNA of Sinocyclocheilus rhinocerous, 1154 nucleotides long. It is a transcript of the gene hs3st1, whose product is annotated as heparan sulfate (glucosamine) 3-O-sulfotransferase 1. The record is from RefSeq and is a predicted model, not a curated record. Bases 145 to 999 code for a protein of 284 amino acids. The transcript is spliced from 2 exons. NCBI's taxonomy places the organism in Eukaryota, Metazoa, Chordata, Actinopteri, Cypriniformes, Cyprinidae. Gene Ontology annotation, molecular function: [heparan sulfate]-glucosamine 3-sulfotransferase activity.